CUAGAAAUUUACAUAUUUACAUAUGAAUUGAAAAUUGUGUUGAAAAAAUAAAAUAAUAAUCGUACUUAUGUAGCUUAUGGCAACAAUAAAAAGCGAAAUGCCGCCUUUGCAUGCGGCCGAGACGCUAGUUGGUAGUGUCGGCACAGGAGGCGGUAGCAGUAGUGGAGGCGGCGGCGGUGGCAACAAUAACAACAAUAGUGGAAACCCAACAGGAACAUCAGCAGCCACCACAAAUAAUACAUCAACGACAACAGCAGCGAAUAAUACGAUUAGCGCGGCCGCAGAUUCCAGUGAUAAUCAACCAUCGACACCGCAACCACAAAUCAUUGGUGGCAAUAACGAGCAGCAACAAAACUCCUCACACCAUCCAUAUGCCACGCAUCAUAUGUACUCAUCAACAGCAGCAGCAGCGGCAGCUGCAGCAGCAGCAAACGCAGCCAUCACAACAACAGCUGUUGGUGUAACAAUGCCACAUAUGUACGGAGUUGGUGCUAAUAGCAAUACAAUAUAUGCAACAGCUGGGCAGGAUAUGCAACAGCAACAACAACAGCUCCAGCAGCAGCAACAACAACAUGCUGGUUAUUCCAGUUAUUUGAAUAGCUAUGAACAAUUUUAUCAACAACAAGCACAACAAACACAAUCAUCUGGUAUGCAUACUGCCAACGGCAAUAGUAAUUUGGAUUAUGGUAAUACAGGAAUUAUGUAUGGCGGUGCUGGUGGCACUGCCGUUGGAAAUUUAUCAACUAAUACUGAGUACAGUAGUAAACCAUCGGGUGUACGUUAUCAUCCAUAUUUGCAAACACCGACUUCAGGUUUGACAUCAUCAGCAGCUAAUAAUGCAAAUACUGUUAGCAAUAAUGAAGGCGCACACGACACUGCACAAGCUACAUCAGGUGGAACUUUAGCUUCCAGCGGUGCUGUAUCAACUACCACCUCAAUGAGUCCGCGGGUUGUGAGUUCUACUAGUCCUACUUCAACAUCAUCUAAUCAUUUGCAACUUGGUAACUCAAGUUCUCCCAGUGGCAAGUUACAGUGUAAAAAGUGUGGCAUUAUGUCCACCAAUGAAUCGGAAUUACAAGAGCACAUUACAAAUGUGCAUGGUGCUUCACCAUACGGUAGUAGUGGUUACUCGAGUUCGCCAUAUAUAAAAGAAGAAAUGCAAACUGCUAGCACACCUCACCAACAAUCAUCACAACCAACGCAACAGCAACAAACUGGCGGUAAUCCAGGUGAUAUAUUAGAUUUAGAUUCACAAAAAAUGGUAUAUCCACCUUUACCUGGUGGUAUGCCACAUAUGAUGCACCAUCCAUUAGGUCAUCAACAAAUGCAUGAUGUCAGUGAUCCUCUGCAUUCUAUGCAUACAAUGCAACAACGUGCACUACCCACUUGGGAUCAGCCAGCACAUUCUCAAUUGCAGGAAGGUUUAUCUCCAUUUAUGCAACAACAACACCAGCAACAACAAUCUCAACAAGAGAAAACUCCUCUCUCUAAUCAAUCGCCAUAUUAUUCACCGAAACAGUCGCCAUAUCAUAUAUCAGGUGGCAGUGGAGUUGGCAUAAAACAUGAAUAUCCAAUUAUUAAAUCAGAAUAUGCUGAUUCACAAAAUUAUGUGGAUAAAUCUUUUGACCCUACUAGUGGCGGUGAAUUAUGCCAACAACCAACACAGCAACAAUCACAAAAUCAACAGCAGAUGAUGCCUGUUUCCUCUAGUCCAGCUGAGUUUCCGUCUACCACAACCGGCCCUCAAGAUCAGACGCAACAAUAUCGUGGUUUUGAGCCCCCAACUUCGUCUUCCGCUUUACCCGCUAAUAGCGUUACUACAAAAGCAGCUUCUUGGAAAUCGAAUGAGGCCCGUCGUCCAAAAACAUACAAUUGUACGGCAUGCAAUAAGUGGUUCACUAGCUCUGGACACCUAAAACGCCAUUAUAAUACAACUCUGCAUAAAAAUGCUGUAAAGUCCAGUGGUCAGCCUGAUCCUGCUACAAUGCCUAUAUCGGUACAUCAUCAUCCUUCACGUGAUCCUGGUGGUAAACUUAGCCGUCGCAACAAUUCUAAUGCAGCGGCUGCAGCAGCUGCAGCUGCACAGCAACAGCAGCAACCACCGGCACCAGUUCAACCUCCAGAACCUCCUAGGAGUCCGCAAGAUUAUGUGGCUCAAGCGGCGGGAUUGGGCCAAAUGUCGCAUUAUUCCGCCUCUCCAUCGCCAACCCACCACAAUCAGCAGCAACAAAAUGGCAUGUCAUAUGGUCAACAAUCGAAUGGUUAUCAACAGCAGCAAUUCAUGCAACAAGUUCAAUCAACAACAAAUGCUUCUCCUCAGCACGCUUCCAAUAUUUCUGGCGUAUCGCCAAACACUCAAACCGUUUUGAACGGUCACCCAAACGGGCUAGCAGGUCCCUCCGCCCAAACAACACCAAUACCGUCCUCCAACACGAGGGGCCUGCUGAACACAACAACAACAACAACAGUUAUAGCAAAGAUAGAACCAACGGAGGACAAUCAAACAAUCAUACAAUCCCCAAUGGGCAUGGAAAUGGAAAUGUUACAACAGCAGCAGCAGCUGGACGAGGAAACAGUGGAGCAGCUUCAACUCCACCAAUCGCAGCUGGAGGAGCAGCAAAUGUUGGAGGAGGAUCGUCAGCAUCUUCAUUAUCAACAGGUGGAGUCACUGGAGCAACAUCGUCAUUAUCACAACAGCUCUCACAGCAGCACGGACAACAUGCAAGCCCAAUCGCCCCUUAUUAUCUCCCACCAGCAAUACCAGGAGCAACUCCAACAGCAGCAGCAUCAACAAAUGGUGGACAACAUUUAUUCACGCAUCACCCCACCGCAGCCGCUUCAGCAAGCCCAUAUGCCGCUACACAAUAUAACGGAUCACCAAUACAACAUCAUGCCUUUGGAUAUCAACAUGCCGCAGCACAGCAGCAGUAUGCAGCUGCAGCAGCAGCCGCAGCACAUCACCACCAACACAGCUACUACCAAUACGGACAGCAUCCACACUAUGCUGCACAACCACCUCCACCAACGGCUGGUGGAGCAGCAGGAGCUACCGCACAUGCACAAUACGCUGCUCAACAAUACCAGCAUCCAGUCACCGCUGGACACCAGUACCAUCAUGCACACGCCGCUGCCGCUGCCCAUCACCACGCAGCAGCUGCUGCAGCAGCAGCAGCUCACCACCCACACCAUUCCAUCCUUCCAACAGCUGCAGCAGGUGUCGGGGCUGGAGCAACCGGGGCACACAAUGACUUAUCACACUAUUAUUGGUAAUCAAGAUGGUAAUAGUAGCAUUGGCAGUGCAAGUACGAAUUCAUCUGAAUUAUUGCAAUUUACCACUUUAGAUGGUUACGGCAGUAUGCAAUCACAACAAAUGGUCACAUCUGAUGGACAAAUAUUACAAUUUAUACCAACACAAAUGACAGGCCAACCUUUGUAUACUUUGCCACAACGUGGUUCUGUUGCGGAAACAUAUAGUCCACAAUCAUCAUUUUCAGAACAACGUUCACCGCAAGAAGCUGAUCUACCACCAACAUAUACAUUCAUGCAAACAACAUUACCAACGCAAGAAUCUUCGCAAACAACUACAACAGAUUUACCAUCCAUGCCAUAUUCACCUACAAUUUCUUCAUCACUGGAUGAAUAUGCUAAUAAUUAUAGUGAUACUGGUAUCCCUAUGAUAAAACAGGAGAAGUCCGAUUUCAAAACGAUUCUCUCAGACAGCGACAGCAGUCCAACUACAACAAAGAAAACAAAAACUCUUAAAGUUACAAAAGCACAAAAACGAAAACGUACACCAUCUGCUGGUUCAAUUUCGCCAUCAACAUCAACAUCAACUACAUUGCCCACCGGCCGCAUUAAAUGCAUUGAAUGCGAUAAGGAGUUCACGAAGAUCUGUUACUUAACGCAGCACAACAAAUGUUUUCAUUCUGGUGAGUAUCCAUAUCGUUGUCAAAAAUGCGGUAAACGCUUUCAAUCCGAAGAAAUUUACACGACUCAUCUUGGUCGACAUAAAGCAAUAGAGAAGCCACAUAAAUGCGAUCUUUGUCCAAAGCAAUUUCAUCACAAAACCGAUCUGCGACGCCACAUUGAAGCUAUACAUACUGGCCUCAAACAGCAUUCCUGCGCUAUAUGUGAAAAAAGCUUCUGUCGUAAGGACCAUUUGCGUAAGCACUUCGAUACCCACAAUCGGCCGCGUGUAGCACUUAAAAAGCCAGUGCGUACUACGGGUAACCGCAGAACAAGAGGUCCAAAUAGUCCUUCUGCAAGUACAAGCAAACAAGCUGCUACUAGUACGCCCAGAAACGUUUCUGCAGUUACCAGCAGAAAUACUUCUGCAGGUACAAGUAAAAACACUUCCGUACGUACUAGUAGAACUGCUGCCGCUAGUAUAAGCAAAGACGACAUUCCAAGUACCAGCAAAGCCGCCAUUAUGGAUAGAAAUGCUAUCGUAAAUACGAUCAGAAACAUUAUCACUCUUACAAACAGGGACGAUAUCCCAAGUACAAGCAGAGACGCUAUCACAAAUGCAAGCAGAAACGUUAUCACAAUUACAAGCGAAGACGAUAUCUCAGGUACAAAUGUAAAUCCAAGUACAAAUGGAGAUGCUAUCGUAAAUGCAAUCAUAGAUGAUAUACCAAGUACAAGUAAAGAAGCUAUUGUGAGCGUAAGUAGAAAUGUCAUGGGGACUACAGGCAGAGAUGCUAUUGCUGGUAUAAGCAGAAACAUUAUCACAAGUACACCCAUAAAUUCUAACUUGGCGUUUGCUCUCCAUAACAUGAAUAGAACAAUCGUUACUGCCACUGCUGUAAUAACUGAUCAGCAUUUACAGCAGCGCCAGCAACACCUACCACAAAGCAUGGUUAUUAAGAAUGAUGUGAUGCUUUCACUCAAAGACGAGCAGCACAGCUCAGAUUCGAUGUAUAUGCAACAUAAUGCAGACGUGCUUGUUACAGAUGAUAGUCUCAGCUCAGGUGAAGAACACGAGCGCGUUAUGCAGCAACAACGCCAACAAUUGAAUGAUCAUGAUAUGCUUGAGUUGCCGAUGGUCAAAGAAGAGUAUCGCGUAAACGACCAGGAAAUUGCUUUGUACUAAGAUCGCACCAUAAAUUGACUUAAAAGGCAACAAAGCGUUUGAUUUUUUAGGAACUUCGAAAGGUGAUUGCUGUAGAUUCUGUCGAUCUGAAAAUCAAACGCUUUCUUCCCUUUUGGCCACAAUCAAUGAUACAAAAUUAUAAAUUGCCAUAUUUAAAAUAAGUUUCAAGCUUUGUCGCUACAAGCACAUUUUAUGUAUCUAAAGCAUGUAUUUUUGUUUAUGCCUGAGCUUUUAUUUUAAUUUUGCUGCAUUGUAAAUACAUAAAAUAUUUUAUUUUAUCUCAAAUUUUGUAAUGCCAUUAUGUUU
Teleopsis dalmanni is the source of this 5398-nucleotide messenger RNA. RefSeq names its product chromatin modification-related protein eaf-1 (gene zld). Gene Ontology annotation, cellular component: nucleus. The record is from RefSeq and is a predicted model, not a curated record. The coding region runs from base 77 to 5092 and encodes 1671 amino acids. Lineage: Eukaryota; Metazoa; Arthropoda; Insecta; Diptera; Diopsidae. Gene Ontology annotation, molecular function: DNA-binding transcription factor activity, RNA polymerase II-specific; RNA polymerase II cis-regulatory region sequence-specific DNA binding. Gene Ontology annotation, biological process: regulation of transcription by RNA polymerase II. The transcript has a single exon.